Ceratina calcarata is the source of this 623-nucleotide messenger RNA. Its product is annotated as decapping and exoribonuclease protein-like. Gene Ontology annotation, biological process: NAD-cap decapping; nuclear-transcribed mRNA catabolic process. NCBI's taxonomy places the organism in Eukaryota, Metazoa, Arthropoda, Insecta, Hymenoptera, Apidae. Bases 15 to 620 code for a protein of 201 amino acids. The transcript has 2 exons. The record is from RefSeq and is a predicted model, not a curated record. Gene Ontology annotation, cellular component: cytosol; nucleus. Gene Ontology annotation, molecular function: mRNA 5'-diphosphatase activity.
UUUUUAAUGGAAGAAUGCAAGAUUCAAAUAUUAAGACAGUCUCUGUUCCUCUUAUACGUGGAUCCGCGAUGCAUAUAUCCGAUUUAGAAGUAAUCGGUAGUUACAGUGUGAACAGUGAAAGAGAAUAUGUGGAUGAUCUGUCAGAGUUAAGAUAUUAUAAGGAACCAGCAAAUAAAAAUGUUCGUUUCGAUCUCAAUUACAACGCAAAUACCACAAUAUCUACAGUAGACGAACCCUGGGAUACCAAUUUCUUGUUGAAAUGGAUAUCGAAUAACUUCGAUUCCCUUAGGGCACAAGAUGUAAACAAAAACAAAACGCAACGAUUAGCUGCGCAUUUUAUUUGCUAUCGAGGUGUUUUGAAAAACCUAUUACAUACACCAUUCAAUACGUCUAGUGGUUGGAUAAUUUGUGCUGCAAAAUUGAAAGAGUCAAUAUAUUUAUAUCAUUAUGAUACAGACGAAGUAAUUAAACAGAAUUUAAAUAUGACAGAACAUGCAAAACGUCUGACCGCAUAUGGGUUCAAGUUCCAACAAUUUGCACUUUCAGGUAUAAAUGAUUUAUUAAUAAUUCAUUACAGUCAGCAGAUUUUAUGCAUUUAUAGAAAAAUUAUGCUAUUAUAAAAA